Arachis ipaensis is the source of this 1023-nucleotide messenger RNA. RefSeq lists its product as uncharacterized. The record is from RefSeq and is a predicted model, not a curated record. Lineage: Eukaryota; Viridiplantae; Streptophyta; Magnoliopsida; Fabales; Fabaceae.
AUGGACCCACCCUCUAUCUCCAACGCUCAAUCUUCAAGCUCUAGUGUACUUUCCUCUCAACCUUUACCUAACUCCAAGGGUGGAAUCAAUGACAUCACCUUGAGAUCCGGCACUACAUUGCAAGAGAGGAGUCCCAUGGAGCUAAGCUCAAGAGAAGACAUUCAAGACGAAGAGGUUGUUGAGGUAGAAGAUGUGGAAGACGAGGAUGAGGUACAAGAGACGGUUGAAGAAGAAGUUGCUCAACCAAGGGAUGGAGUAUCUAAGGAAGACAAUGUUUUGAAAGACGCCAUUCCCAUUCCUUUUCCACACCUUCCUAGGAGGACUAAAAGGCAAGUAGAGCUAGAUCCUAACAUGGUAGAUAUCUUCAAAAAGGUUGAGGUAACUAUUCCCCUUUUUUAUGCUAUUCAACAAGUUCCUAAAUAUGCUAAGUUUCUAAAGAAUUUGUGCAUGAAUAAAGAGAAGAUUCAUGAUUUAGAAACUAUUCCUUUGGGUAGCUCGAUUUCUAAUUUGAUGGGUGCUAUACCGGAGAAAUGUGGUACUCCCGGUCCGUGUAUGGUUAUAUGCACUAUAGGUGGUGUGCAGUUUGUUGAUUGCAUGUGUGACUUAGGUGCAUGUGUCAGUAUUAUGCCAUUAUCUAUUUAUGAUACUUUGAAGCUUCCACCAUUGAAAAGGUCAGCAGCCCGAUUUAUUUCGGCAAAUAAGAGCAUAAUCUCUGUAGUUGGCAUUGCGGAAGAUGUCUUGAGAUGCCCCCUAAUGACUCAGGAAGACCAUCAUCUAUCUUUUGCAAGGCCAUUUUUGAAGACUUCUCGGUUUAAAUUGGAUGCCUUCUCGGGUACAUAUUCCCUUGAGAUAGAUGGAAGAGCAGUGAGUUUCAACCUUGAUGAAGCUAUGAAGCAUCCACCGAAAAACUACUCUAUCUUCCGGUGUCAUAUUAUUAAUGAGACUGUGGCUGAAGUUCACCAAGAGGCAGUUGAUGAGAAGAACGUUGUUCAAGGUUCAAGUGUGGAGAAACCCUCUGAGUAA